Portunus trituberculatus (swimming crab) is the source of this 4790-nucleotide messenger RNA. RefSeq lists its product as uncharacterized. Gene Ontology annotation, cellular component: extracellular region. Lineage: Eukaryota; Metazoa; Arthropoda; Malacostraca; Decapoda; Portunidae. The transcript has 14 exons. Bases 564 to 3143 code for a protein of 859 amino acids. The record is from RefSeq and is a predicted model, not a curated record.
ACACUACAUGAGGCUAUGAGCAGCCAAACUCUGGGUAGUCUCCCUGGAACCGCCAAGUUUAAAACGUGGCAAGGAGUUAGUGACUUCGGGCGAGUGUCUCUGCAGGAGGUGAAGUCCAUCACGACAGGCGAGGCGCACGACGCUGGGCUGACAGGCUGAGGACGAGAGGACGGCACAGAAGGCCCCGCGACGAGAGGUGAAAGGGAGAGUCACUAACCACACUGAAGUCAACAACGCUUGAUUCACAGUUGAGUGAGAGUGGUUAACGUUCCGAGGCAGCGUCACUUUGUCACACCCCACACCCUUUACCGACCCUUCCUUCACCUACUUCACUGGGUGUCCUUCGCGGAGGAUAAAGGGAAUCUCCCAGUCUUCUCUGAGAAAUAGAAGUUUAGCAGCAACUUCCAGUCUCUUGGUGCUCUUUGAAAUAGAAGCGCACCCCUCUAAGUCCCUGCCAGAGCGCCCAGCAGCGCCAUGGUCAAGUCUAGGAUAGUCAGAGACUAACACCUGUAGCACUAACGCCACCUCCGUUCGCGUUGAAUACUGCAGCGAGAAGUAGCAGGAUGACACGAAUGGGCGUCAGACUACUGCUGGUGACUGUACCGUGGCUCACCCUCUUCACCAGCCUCGCUGAGGGAGAGCGGAGACCAGCGGUACGCAGCGGCCAGGGAGAAUGCGAGCGGAAGGAGGUGCAGGUGCGGCCCGGCCAAGAGGAGUGGCUGGUCUCCCCGGGACACGCGUGGCCGGGGGUCGCCGACGGGUCGCAAAAGACGUGCCUGUGGAAGGUUAAGGCUCCCCCAGGUCACGGUGUGAUGGUGGAGCUUGUCCGUCUGAGGCUUCGUCGUUCCCGCCGCUGCUCCGCCUCUCGCGUGGAGGUGGUGCCGGCGGGUUCUGUCACUCGUGCCCGCACCCGCCCGCUCGCUAGGUUCUGUGGACGGAUCCCCAAAACAAGGGUGUGGAGGACAACAUUUUCAGAAGUUAACAUCGAAUACAAGAAAGGCAAGAAUGUCCGGGGACGAAGGCGGCAGGCAGACCGCCCAGGGCCUCAUUCUGGCAGCAGGGAGAACGCCGCCGCCUCGUCCUCCAGGAGCCAAGCAGCACGCGACCGCGCUGAGAGACUCAAGCGCAUCAAAGCCCUUUACGAACUCUAUAAGAUAAGGAACAGGCAGAAUAUGUUGUCGCAGCGGCACAGAAGUCAAGAACCACAGUCUGACAGCAGCAGAUAUUACCAGCGCAGCAGAGCCUAUGAGUCUUCUGGUAGCCGCCGGUUUUACAGACAUCUGAACGAUAUGGAUAUGGAUGAAGAUAAUUCUACCCGCAUUGACAACGAUGACUUGUUGCUUGAUGGCGACCGUUUCAUAUACGAUCUGGACAGCAAUACUUACGGCGCCACGACUGUGCGCAGGCAUUCCAUCGACGUGAGGCUCCUUGGAUUAGGAGAGCCUGCCUGGUUUAAUUCAGACUUUGUCAUUCACAGCGAAGGAAAUGAGACUGAUCCUCAACUGGAACAUUACCUAGAGGACAAUGAAUUAGAACGCGAGUUGAGCCUGCAGUCACGCCGCAAUGCCUCAGAGGAAGCCAGCAGCCAAGACCUCACUAACCUUAUCUCGGAGUCUGGGGAUGAGCCACUGGAAAGACACCGGAGAUCUCCCAGACGCCACCACGAUACUGACGCUUCCCAAACAUCUCGCCGGCAGCAGUAUCGCGUCUCACUAAAGAACCACCUGAGGCACUCUUCGAACUCUCGCGGCCGUAACGAAAUUAUUCCCAACAAGCCCACGAAACCAACACACGGUGGGUUCAAUGACUACAAGAAGAUUGGAUACGGAAACUCUAAAGUAUCAUUGGAGACGCACAGCAGAAGAGGCCACCGCAACAGGCUCGAAGGUGGCAGGAGGAGGAAGAAGGAUGAAUAUUUUGUGAUCAAGGUGUCCACUUUUCAAACUGGAUGUGGAGGACAAGUGGAUGAUGCUAGCGGCUGGUUUGCUAAUCCAGACUACCCAUAUAAAACCAGCGAGAAGGGCUCCUGUUCUUGGAGGUUCAAGACGCCCAUGAGGAGUCACUGGAAGCUGGUCUGCAAGGACUUCGUGAUUCGGAAGUCACGCGACUGUCGCCGUGACCACCUGGCCAUCAGGAUCAACGAGGCACACUGGUCCAGGUACUGCGGGCGAGAGGGUCCCAGCCUGGCCCUCACCUCCUCCCAUCACGCAUCAGUGGACGUGGUCCUGAACACCUUCAGGAAUCGCUCCGCUAGAGUGAUGUGUACUUGGGAAACUACACUCAUAGACGGCAGAUCCGGUCAUUGGGACGAGAUGCGUGACAGGUACUGGUGGUAUAACUUAACGGUGGCCAGCCCUACCACCACCACUACCACCACAACUACCACCACCACCACCACUACCACCACGCCGCCACCGCGGAUAGUCCCUCAAGGAAGGAGUUGCAACGACUACAUCCACUUGACCACGCAACACACCAUGUGCAAGUCAACGCCCAGCUCGUGUUCCAUAUACCAGGAAGGAGUGAGAGGCAGCGACAGGCAGGCCAUCCUGGAGUCUCACAACAAAUACCGCGCCAAGGUAGCCCGCGGAGAGGAAGGCCAAGGGUUGCCUGGGCCGCAAUACUCUGCUGCCGACAUGCAGCAGCUGGUCUGGAAUGAGGAGCUGGCGCGGGUGGCUCAGGCGUGGGCCUCUGCCUGCCCAGAUUACCACGACUGUCACGACUGUCGCAAGCUGAUAUCCAGAGACUACUACGUUGGCCAGAACAUCUUCUAUGAGUGGAGCAGUACCAAUGCUGGCUCUGUGUGGGACACUGCGGUCAGACUUUGGUACGAAGAGGUCAAGUACGUGCCCAACUACCUCACUAAGAGAUUCGUUUCCAUGGACCACGCCGUGAUCGGCCACUACACGCAGCUGGUGUGGGCCGAGACACGGGAGGUGGGCUGCGGCGCCGCCUACCACGACUGUUCCAAGGUCUUCAAGGGAAAGUCUUGGAAACUUAAAUGCAAGAUAUAUGUCUGCAAUUAUGGUCCAACCGGCAACUUCCUCGAUAAGCCCAUGUACACCAUCGGGCCCGCUGCUUCAGCCUGUCCGCAAGGCUCGCGUCCGUCAGUCCAGUACCCGGGCCUUUGCAACUCGCACUGAGCCAGUGCCAAGCUUCUCCACAGCACCUCGUCGUGAACAUGUACUGAAGACUGCGUCGGACGACACCCGACUGCAUUGCUGACGUACUGAAGAGCUCUAGGAUAUAGGGAAGGCAAACCCAUACAACUGUACCUGUUAGAACUAUGACAUUUGAGUCUGGGUUAAGCAGAAUGGUUAGGCUCGUCUGAAAAGUUCCUCGUUCACUGAGUGUUGAAGCGGCAUCUCAUUGGUGGGUGAGUGGCGAGGCCGAGUGAAUGUAUAAUCGUUUCCAAUGCCCGCACUGCGCCGGCCUGCCUCGGUGGGCAUUAGGCAGUGUUUACUGGAGCGAAUGUUACCCCGUCUCCCUUUUGAACUUCACACUACGUCGUACGCUACUUCUUACUGUUAAUCUGACUCAUCGCCAGAUCAGCUGCAAUAUCUAUCAAUUUGUGGGGCAAGAAAAAAGUUUUCCUGUCAAAAAGUGCAAUUUUUUCGUAACUUUUAUUUUUCUGAUAUCACAAACUAUAAUGCGUUCUGGGAAAGAAGCGCAUAUAGAUUCAACGAAUUAUUCGACAAAUGUAAAGAUGUAUUAUUUUGUUGGUAAUUUAUGAAACAAGAAAAUUUACUGCUAGACAUUAAGCACACACAAAUGUGCGUUUUCAGUGUAAAUGAGUGUUGCCUGACUUGUUGAUCUGACAGUGUCCUCCAAGUUACUGAAGCUGUGAUAUCUGGGUCAUUGCGAUGAGAAAACAGAAGACGUGUGUCAGAGGGAGGACCAACAGGAGGCUGGCUCUGCGCAGCGACCUGACGCCUCAGCGUCGGGCGUGAACCAAGGACGAAGGUGACGCGGUGCUAGCGGGCCAGGAGGAAGUCAACAGGAACUUUAUGGCGUAUAAUAUAUUUCUUAAUAUUUAUUUAUGGUAUGUAGGUAUUUCCUUCUGGUUGUGGUCCAUGAUUGCGGCCAUACCGCUUGUAAUAUAUGUAUAGUUUUUUGUCACAUUUUAAUGCAUUGAGAGUGGGUUACCCACAUUACAUGUUACGAAGACUCGAGAGGAGUUUACAUAUUGGUAAUAGUUGGAGUGACACCAGUGAUCACUACCAGACAGUGGAUGCGGCCUGUAUACUCGUACACCGUUGUGACGUAUUUAUAUUCUGUUUUGUGUCCGUUAUGGGUUAUGUGUCGGUGAAUAAUACGCCUUUACUAACAAGUGCUUCAUAUCACAAAUGGUCACGAAAUGUCAGUAAGAUAAAGUGUAUCUAUUGGCUUUAACAAAUAGUAUCUUGUUUUCAUUCCAAUUCAUCGUAACCAUCUCAUAUAAAAGAACGUCUUGUACUUUUAUCCGAUUCUGAUCCUAGUACGUUAUGUCAACCCUGAAGUGGCCACGUCUGAAGUGCACACAUUAGAUUCUGAUAUGAUGGUCUCACGUAAGGGAAAUGGUGAAUAGCUCUCAUUUCCUGUGUUUUUGCAUGCUCCAGGGUGGCCUGGUUCCACUGUACCACUCCCGCUGAGGCGAAUCACCGUCUCUGUUCACGCCGCUCAAAAGACACUGAAAAUUCUUGGGUCUGACUUAGUCCACGGACGUCUCCUGAGAGCUGCUAAGGAAAUUGCCAGCUCCUAGUCAGUAUUAGAUAUAAGUUUGUAUAAUAAAUUUUUUUGACCAGAUAAAA